Molecule: messenger RNA, 783 nt
Organism: Cercospora beticola
Lineage: Eukaryota; Fungi; Ascomycota; Dothideomycetes; Mycosphaerellales; Mycosphaerellaceae
Biological process (GO): protein depalmitoylation
Cellular component (GO): cytoplasm
Molecular function (GO): palmitoyl-(protein) hydrolase activity; carboxylic ester hydrolase activity
Source: RefSeq, a predicted model, not a curated record
AUGUCCACAAUCAACUUUCCACACGAGAACGGCCGCGAGCCUCCCAUCUACAAGCCCUCAACGACCACUCCCACAACAGCAGCUCUCAUUUUCAUCCACGGGCUCGCAGACUCAGCAGCCGCCAUAGAGAAUGUUGCAGACCAGUUUCAGCAAGGUGGAAAGCUUCCUUACAUGUCCUGGAUCUUACCCAAUGCAAAGCGAAGUCCAAUCACGCUUGACACAGCAUGGUUUACUCCCAAUGGCCUUCCAUCUCAUGCGCCUUCGCGUCCGGAGCUCAUACCAGAUGAAGACGAGGAAGGCAUGUUGGAGAGCGUAGCGUAUAUCGAGUCCAUUGUUGAUGCGGUUGUGGAGAGUGGUCUGCCACCUGAUAGGAUUAUCGUUGGCGGCUUCAGUCAAGGCUGUGCGACGAGUCUGCUUACGCAUUUGACUUCGAGGAAGUAUAGCGGAAAGCUUGCGGGUUGCGCGGGACUGUUGGGUUGGUUGCCUUUGUGGGAUGGCACGAAGCGAGUCAAGGCGAUCCGGGAAGAGGCUGGACUCCAAUCGAGUGGCGAGCAGCAGGGAAAUGAGAUUCAGAUCUUUUUGGCGAGAGGUGGAAGGGAUGAGUUUGUGCCGAAGAGAGCGUGGGUGUAUACUCUGGAAGGUUUGAAAGAGUUGGGAAUCGUAAAGGAGGAAGAGUCGUUGGAGGUGAAAGGGUAUCCUCCUUUGACGCAUACGAUCAAUGCGCCGGUGCUGAGAGAUCUUUGCCAGUGGAUGGAGAAGGUUCUUCCGCCGAUUGAAGGAUAG